Molecule: messenger RNA, 156 nt
Organism: Phytophthora sojae
Lineage: Eukaryota; Oomycota; Peronosporomycetes; Peronosporales; Peronosporaceae
Exons: 2
Source: RefSeq, a predicted model, not a curated record
CGUCUGUGCUGCUGGGCUGCGUGUGCUGCUGGGCCCUGUGUGCCGCGUGUGCUGCAGUGCCGCCUGUGCUGCUGGGCCCUGUGUGCUGCUGGGCCGUGUGUGCUGCUGGGCUGUUCCACUCUCCUUUGCUGCUGGCAGUCCACUAACCGUGACUAA